GCCAUGACAGCGAUUUGAAUAAACGUCAAAAGUCGAACGAGUUUUCACAAACAAAAGGUGUUUUACGAAUUUUACACAAAAAUGGACAAAAAAGGCUUCGCCGCACCGCAACCGAAACCGUUGAAGCCAAAACGACCACCAACCAGCACGGUCGCAAGUUCGUCUAGGAAACCAGUGCAAAAUGCGAACAAAGAAAAAAUUCAAAUUCGGAAAAAGAACACAACCAUAGCGGAGGGCGACAUCUCUAUAUUCAAACCGGAAGUAUCUACGCCAGAUUUCGAUGCGGAAUACCGCCAAAUUGCGUACGGGAAGUUUAUGCGCGCGAUGCUUGAAGAAUGCUUGGUUGACGAAAAAGUUGAGCGCGAAGAGACCCAAAUGGACAUACAAAUGGCGCAGUUAGCGGACAGAUUUCAAAAAACGGUUGAUCAGUUGGACAAAACUAAUAGAAGAUUGAAAGAGAUCAACUUUGUUGUGGAACAGAAAAGAUUACUGGACUUAAAGAACCAGGACUGCUCACAGUUCUAUGAGACAACAGAAAAAUCGCAAGUUGAGGAAUUAGUCAAUAACUUAAAAAAUACAGAACAAGCUUCCUUAGACAAAUUACAAACAAAAAAUGUCAACUUUGGCUAUGACAAGGAAAGUGGGCAUAAACAACUAUUAGAUGCAGUGAACGAUGCCAUAGAAGGCUUGGAACAGAUAAAAAAACAUUCAAAUUUGAAUUUGGAAAAGUUUAAAGAAUAUGAAAAAUCACAGAAGAGUCUACAUGAGAUUGAAAGGGAAAGAUUUGAUUUGGAAAGUCUUAAGACGGAGUUUGAGACGAGAUUUCCAAGUUUUACUGAGAAGUUGAUUUCUGAGGCAUCGGACAGGAUCGCAAAGUUGAUGGAUAAUGAUGACUGAUUAUUUGUGUUUAGUUGUUUAAUAAAUUUUUAUUUAAUUUUUUGUGU
This is a messenger RNA of Manduca sexta (tobacco hornworm), 944 nucleotides long. RefSeq lists its product as uncharacterized. The record is from RefSeq and is a predicted model, not a curated record. The transcript has 2 exons. Lineage: Eukaryota; Metazoa; Arthropoda; Insecta; Lepidoptera; Sphingidae. Bases 82 to 897 code for a protein of 271 amino acids.